AUGUCUUCGACAUCGACCCCAGCCGCUCCCGACGGCAGUAGUACGGUAACUUAUGAACAGUUGCACGAAAUACAAGAAGAAUUUGAAAACGCAGAAGUGGAGCUUGUCCGUCAGCAUGUUCAGAUCACCAGGCCUAUAUUGGAGAAGCGAGCCAAGGCUAUCGCAGCAAUACCAAACUUCUGGCCUUUGGUUUUCGAGCAGGCGCCCCAGGACAUUGAUGAAUACAUCCAGCCGACAGAUGCAAAUGUGCUCAUGUCGUCACUCAAGUCGAUUUCUGUUUCACAUUUCGAGAUCGACAACGAAGUAGAGUGUGGUGACCCGAGAAGCAUUUCCAUCAAAUGGGAAUUUGGUGACAAUGACUACUUUGAGGAUCGUUUCCUCGAGAAGAAGUUCUGGUACCGACGUUCAAAGAACUCAAGCUGGUCCGGUCUGGUCAGCGAGCCCGUCGACAUCAAAUGGAAACCCGGAAAGGACCUGACGCAUGGGCUGCUUGCCAUGGUAAAGCAAGUUUGGGAUGAGGAGCAAAACCAAGGUACAUUGGCAAAGAUUGACAAGUCCAAGGGAAUGACUCCUUCCCAAGAGGCCCUCAAAAAGAAGAUUGAGAGUGCUGGUGGUGUUGGUGGAGUGAGCUUCUUUGCCUGGUUUGGUUAUCGCGGUCGACGUGUCACGGCCGAGGAGAAUCGACAGUCGCAGGAAGAGAGACGUCUGAAGAUGCUAGGGGAAACGUCCGAAAUGAGAGCUACUGAGGACAAGGAUGAAGAUAUGGAAGAAGAUGAGGAAGACGACCAAGAUGCGCUAGAGGCUUUUCCGGGCGGUGAUGAGCUUGCAGUUUGCAUUGCGGACGAUUUAUGGCAGGAUGCCAUUAAAUAUUUUAUGCAAGCGCAGGAAGAUGAUGGUGACGACAGUGGUGACGACUUUGAGUCAGAUGAGGAUGAAGAGGGUGAAAACUCUCCAGCGCAGACCCCGGGCCAGCCACCAGCCAAGAAGCAGAAGAAGUGA
This is a messenger RNA of Pyricularia pennisetigena, 999 nucleotides long. RefSeq lists its product as uncharacterized. Gene Ontology annotation, molecular function: chromatin binding; histone binding. Bases 1 to 999 code for a protein of 332 amino acids. The record is from RefSeq and is a predicted model, not a curated record. Gene Ontology annotation, biological process: nucleosome assembly. Gene Ontology annotation, cellular component: chromatin; nucleus. The transcript has 3 exons. NCBI's taxonomy places the organism in Eukaryota, Fungi, Ascomycota, Sordariomycetes, Magnaporthales, Pyriculariaceae.